AUGCAGGUCCUGGUAGAGUUCCUGGAGUUGGACAAACACCCGUAUCAGCGGGAGCUUGACGAGAUGCGAAGGCAGCAGCGGCGACGAAAACAGGUUCAGCAGCAGCGCGAGGACGAUGCCAUCGCAUCUCUGGAGGAGGCAGCAGGGCCUGAGGCGGCCGAAUCCAAAGAUUCCGCGGCUCCAUCUGCUACGUAG
Symbiodinium natans is the source of this 195-nucleotide messenger RNA. The record is from the annotation of a GenBank genome assembly. NCBI's taxonomy places the organism in Eukaryota, Dinophyceae, Suessiales, Symbiodiniaceae.